AUGGCCAGCUCCAAUCCGCGUCUCCGACAAACUUCCGCCUCGAUGCAACUCUGCGACCCCCCUUACUACAACGACAGCUCUCCACAAACUCCCUCUCCCGAUCCUCUCCCCGCCGCCCUACGCAACUUUGAAUACUUGCGUCCGCUCCCGCAGCCCAAUGACACCGUCAUCGCCUACCUGGAGCCCGGACGCCCACGCUCCCUGUCCGGCGUCGCCCUCCGCGCCUUUUGCCUCGGCGCCGCGUUUUCCGCCGGCCUGCUCCUCACCGCGCUCAUACUCGCGUGCACGCCGUCCCCCGCGUGGCGCGUGCCCUUUUUCCUGCUCGUCCUGUCGACGUUUCAUUUUCUCGAGUUUUGGGUCACGGCGCGCCGCAACACACCCGUUGCCACGACGGACAGCUUUCUGCUGACGGCCAACUGGCCCGCCUACGCCGUUGCGCACGCCGCCGCGUUUGCCGAGUGCGCGGUCGUCUCCGUCUUCUUCCCGAGCCGCCGCUGGGGUGGUGUCGGUGGUCUCUGUCUCGGCCUCGGCCUGGUGCUUGUCGUGCUAGGCCAGACGGUGCGCUCGGCGGCCAUGCUGCGCGCCGGCGCCAGCUUCAAUCACCAGAUCCAGUACAACAAAGCCGACUCGCAUGUGCUGGUGACGAGCGGCAUCUACGGCUGGAUGCGGCACCCGAGCUACUUUGGCUUCUUUUACUGGGGCCUUGGCACGCAGCUGGUGCUGGGCAACGUUGUGUGCUUUUUCGCAUACGCCGCGGUGCUGUGGUGUUUCUUCAGCCGCAGAAUCCGCGUCGAGGAGGAAAAGUUGGUCGAGUUCUUCAAGGACGACUAUGUGCAGUAUCGGAAACGGGUUGGGACGUGGAUACCGUUCAUAUAG
Beauveria bassiana ARSEF 2860 is the source of this 876-nucleotide messenger RNA. Its product is annotated as isoprenylcysteine carboxyl methyltransferase. The coding region runs from base 1 to 876 and encodes 291 amino acids. Gene Ontology annotation, cellular component: endoplasmic reticulum; membrane. The transcript has a single exon. NCBI's taxonomy places the organism in Eukaryota, Fungi, Ascomycota, Sordariomycetes, Hypocreales, Cordycipitaceae. The record is from RefSeq and is a predicted model, not a curated record. Gene Ontology annotation, biological process: C-terminal protein methylation. Gene Ontology annotation, molecular function: protein C-terminal S-isoprenylcysteine carboxyl O-methyltransferase activity.